Drosophila takahashii is the source of this 998-nucleotide messenger RNA. RefSeq names its product activating signal cointegrator 1 complex subunit 1-like. Gene Ontology annotation, biological process: regulation of DNA-templated transcription; DNA alkylation repair. The record is from RefSeq and is a predicted model, not a curated record. Gene Ontology annotation, molecular function: RNA binding. NCBI's taxonomy places the organism in Eukaryota, Metazoa, Arthropoda, Insecta, Diptera, Drosophilidae. Gene Ontology annotation, cellular component: nucleus.
UUCCUAUCUAUCCACAAUCUUUGUAAAACCCAGUGAGUAAGUGCAGUGAUCUCACGAUCUUUAAUCCGAUCAAAAUGAGUUUUGAAGGACAUAAAAAGGCCUACCAGGCAAUGGAACUUUACUGUAAGGAAGUGGCCGUGAAUGAUCCCCUUGCAAGCAGCAUUGAGCAGACCCCUAAUGGAGAAUUUAAGCUUGCUUUUUAUGUGCACGAAUCGUUUUACGGUGGGUUAAUUGGCUCCAAGGGUUCCACUAAACACUCCAUCCAGGAAAAUACCAAAACACAAAUCUAUUUUCCGCGUUCAAACGAGGAACCCAACGAAGUGAUUAUCAGGGCCAAGCAUCGCAAUCAGGUGUGUGAUGCCCUGGGAUGCAUUCGGUUUCGAAUGAUAUCCAUGCGAAGAAAGAUGAGCCGCACACAUAUUUUGGCCGUGGCCCUAAACUUUGGAGAAGUCCAGGAGCGAUAUGUGGAACUUAAGAAAUGUAUUUUAGAGGCCCAGUUGCCAGGAAUCCAUGAGGGGCUGUUCAUAUCGAAAUAUUGCCUACACUAUACUAUAGGGGUUUUUGUGCUCUUGGAUGAGAAAGAACGCCAAAAGGCUCUAAAAGUGCUGGAUUCCUGUCGUUCCCAGUUAGCUGACCUAAAAACUCCUUUCGAAAUGAAAGUCAAAGGCCUGGUUACAAACGACAAUCCCAGCUUAACUCGUGUUUUGCACGGCUGCAUCGAGUCUCCGGACCUGAAGAAGUUUGCUGAUCGAUGUAAUGCUCUCUACGAGAACGCUGGAUUAUCACUCUUGGGAACAUGCAAUAUGCGCAUGAAGAUAAUGAACAUCCGAUUUCGGGAGGAGGCAACAAACAAGGAUACCUUUGACGCCAGCGAGAUCGUAGAACGCUUUGGGAACUUCGACUUUGGUACAGCAAUAUGCCAGGAAGUGCACCUGUGCGAAUUGGGAUCUCGCGGAGAGGACAAGUUCUACAAUAUAUGCCGAAGCCUACAGAUUUAA